AUGCCCCCAACUGUUCAAGAUCUGAUAUGGAAUGAUUUAAUUGCAGAUCCUUUUACAGUUGAAAAGGAUGGCUAGAAUUACAAUUUUAAUGCAUUUGCUAAUACUUAAACUUUUAAUCUAAGCUUAGCAAACGAAGGAAAUUCAGUUACUUUUGAAAUUCAAAUAAGGAUUUAAUUAGGAUCUUCUUCCUACAAAAACUGUACUCAUGUAUUCAGUGUAACAAUUGAUGACACUCUAUGUUUGAAUGCUGAUUUGACACCAAGCACAUUCAAUGAACAAGUUAGCUAAUACACAAUAGGAGAUUCAGCAAUAAUUUUGACUUUUAAUUAAUGGAAUGAUGAAUUAUUUAAAUGCGGAGCAUAUGAAUAUACUAUGGACUACAGCAAUACCUUCAUUUCAGACAAUUUUGUUAAAGCUGAUCUCACAGAAAGCAUUAAUGAAUUUCAACUCCAAUAAUCUACUUUGAACUAGACACCAGAUAUAAUCUGCCCCUAAAAUAUAGAGUACUUAGUAAGAGCUAUUUUUUCUCCUUUCCUGCCAUCUUACAUUAAUUUGAUUCGGAAUUCAGACUCUACUUACAAGAUCUAAGUUUAAUCAAAUAAUACUAGUUCAAUGGGAGAGUAUGAUUUUAAAUACACUGCAAAAUAUAUGAAUCAAACGGUUUCCUAUAUAUUAACUCUAUAAAUCAAAGAAAAAAUUACUUGUGAUGGCAUAUAUGCGCCUUAAAUUGAAGAUUAUACUUACAAAAUAGGUAGCGGAUAAAAAAUAUUUAAACAUGAAGCUUUCCACACUUUGCCGAUACCUAAUGUUUGCACUAACUUAACAAUUAUAGGAUUUGUAAAUGAAAGCCUAACAUUUCCAUAAUUUAUUCAUUACAACCCUUAGUUUCAGUAAAUUUCUGUAAUUUCACAAGAUAUCAAAGAUGAAGGGGAAUAUUUAAUUACAAUUAGAGGAUACGCUUCAGAUUACAAUUUGAACUCUACAUUCAUUUUGAUAAUGCUCAAUCCCUGUAAGAAUGCUAUCAUCAAACCAUCUAAAAUAGAUGAUGUUCUUUAUAUAAUUGGCUCUGGAGAGAUGCAAGUAGCAUUUGCCUCUUGGAAAUCUACAAAAAUAUUUUGCAAUCAUUUUACCUAUGAAGCCCUUAUUGAAGAAAAAUCUUUGCCUGUAGCAAAUAUAGUUGAUUUUGAUUCUAAUAGUAGAACAUUCAAAAUCAGAGUUGAAGAUAGUAAAUUAAAUGGUAAACAUUACGUGAUAAAAGUUAUUGGAAGAUCUUACUAUGGGCUUCAAAGUAUAGAAUUCUUAUUGAAGCUUAGAAAAAAUAUAGUCUAGGUAAGUUAAGUGGAUAUUUUGGAAGGAAAGAUAAUUGAUCUCUCUAAACUUAAAAAUGACCUGUCAGCUUCAAUUAGAUAAAUUUCUAUGGAUGGAUAAGUUUAAUUAAAAUUCUCCAAGGAUAUGCUGAACUUUAAUGAUACAAAUGUUUUACAUGAUAAUAAGACACUAAUUAUAAGAAUUGAUUAAAAUGAUAAUAUAACUAUAAUUAACAAUUGGAAGUUAUCACUUCCGACUAAUAUAACAAUAAUGUGCAAAGCCCUUAUAGAUAUUGCUAAUCUUAAUUUUAUUCCAAAGGACACAAUUAAUGAGUACGUGAGAGAAUUUUUAUUUGAGACCAAAGCUACCAAUAUUGGUUUGCUGAAUGCAAAUGGUGAUGAUGUUUUAAAUACCAUAGUUGCCAUUAUUAUGUUUCUUAGUUUGCUUGUGAUUCCUUUCAUUAUAUUAAACUUCUUAAGAAAGCAUCUUUGUAAAAAUAAAACUGAAUUUAUUUCAAAUAUUAGAUGA
Stylonychia lemnae is the source of this 1836-nucleotide messenger RNA. NCBI's taxonomy places the organism in Eukaryota, Ciliophora, Spirotrichea, Sporadotrichida, Oxytrichidae. The record is from the annotation of a GenBank genome assembly.